Molecule: messenger RNA, 976 nt
Organism: Teleopsis dalmanni
Lineage: Eukaryota; Metazoa; Arthropoda; Insecta; Diptera; Diopsidae
Exons: 2
Coding region: 138-941 (267 amino acids)
Source: RefSeq, a predicted model, not a curated record
GAGAGCACAUAUAUAUGGGUUGUGUAGUACGUUAAAUAGACUCUACUCAAUAAACAAUUUGUUUAACGUUAAUUAGUUUUAUUAAUUCAUUAAGAAUUUAUUUAAAAUCACAUAAAAAUAAAACUGUUUUGAUAAAUAUGGCGAAUUCAUGGUGUGGACGUGACUUCAAGCCUCGUAUAUUUGCCAAGCACAAUCCAGUUAUUUGCUACAAUAAACCACAGGCAGCACAAGUGUCACAUGAAGAAUACGAUAAUAGGCGAUAUGAAGCUAUAAUGGGUGAAAUGAUAGAGACUUUGAUAGUGCCUAAACGGUCUGCUAAAACAUGGACAAUGCAAGCAGGUGACCUCUGCCGUGUAACUGUGUGUGAUGGUUCACAAGUGGGUGAUUUAAAUUUUUGGAAUUUGGAAAACACCAAAGAGCGAUUUUAUUCAGGCAAAACUCGUCAAUUACACAGCACGCACCUAAAAGUGUACGAUCGUCUAUGGAGUUGCUUACCUUAUCUGCGACCAAUGGCAACCUUUGUAUUUGAUUCGUUAGCGAAGUAUGGCGUUGAUGAGGAUGGGGGCUCAUUGCAUGAUGUUGUGGGCACUCGUUGCGAUGAUUACACGUAUAAACUAAUAACCGGUAUUGAACGUUUUGGCAGUUGUCAUAGUUAUCUGACAAAAGCAAUUCAAGAAGAGCGUGGUUUAACAGAAGCGGAUGUGCAUGAUGUAUGGAACAUUUUUAUGUGUACUGGAUUUUCAAAACAUACUCAGCAGUACUUCUGCAAACCUAGUCCAGCACAAAAAGGUGAUUUUAUAGAAUUUAUAGCUGAUAUGAAUUUGUUGGUUGCUUUAAGCGCUUGUCCACAAGGUGAUGUGUCUAUACCAGUGGGUCAAGAGGUACCUGAAAAUAAAUGUCAUCCACUUAAAGUGGAAGUUUUUCGCAAAAAAUAUUUGUAAAUGUUAUAGCUCUUAAAUAGUUUAAUAAAAAAUAA